Molecule: messenger RNA, 14717 nt
Organism: Haplochromis burtoni (Burton's mouthbrooder)
Lineage: Eukaryota; Metazoa; Chordata; Actinopteri; Cichliformes; Cichlidae
Product: collagen alpha-3(VI) chain
Exons: 53
Coding region: 337-13956 (4539 amino acids)
Molecular function (GO): protein binding; serine-type endopeptidase inhibitor activity
Source: RefSeq, a predicted model, not a curated record
UGUCCCAUCUCAGCCUUGAACUCAGCACCACAGCUCCUCUGGUUUGAGACCGGGAGGGUGCCUGUCUCUUUCUUUCUCAACCAUUUCCCCUCUUCAUUCACGACCUCUCUCUGUCUCUCUCUCUGCAUCUCUUAUCAGUGGCCUUAUUACUGCUUUGCUCAGCUACCUUCCUUCGGGGGGUGCUGGAAAAGCCAGCGAAGGGAAUUUACCAGGAGGAUAAUGCCCAGUAGUCUAGUUCUCAGUCGUUUUACAUAACUGAUAUCAUUUUCCCUCAAAAACGAAUCCAGUGGAGUACAGCUACUUCAGCUCAGGGUGCCCUCUUAGUUUCUUCUGAAGAUGAGGAGUCAUCAUUUGCUACCGCUACGUGCUCUUCUGGUCGUCCUGCUUGCAGGACUUCUUCCUAAACUCGAUGCCCAGGAAGAUGAAGCACAAGACACAGCUGACCUAGUACUGUUAAUUGAUGGAUCACAGAACAUUGGAGCAGCAAACUUCCCCUAUGUGCGUGAAUUGGUUUUGAGAAUCAUUGAGCGCCUUGAUGUGGGCAGGGACACUGUUCGGGUGGCCUUGGUCCUGUACAACAGCAGCCCAGAGAUAAAGUUCUAUCUAAAUAGCUUUUACAGCAAAUCAUCACUCCUGGAUGCUGUGAAAGCCCUCACCUACACAGGGGGCGAUGAAUCUAACCUGGGGGCUGCCUUGGAGGAAGUGGCCGAGAGCCUUUUAAGUGAAACAUCUGGGGGCAGGGCUGACGAGGGUGUGCCCCAGAUGUUGGUGGUUAUCACUGCUGGGCCAUCCACUGAUGAUACUGGUGCUGGUGACCGAGCUCUUAAGAGGGCCAGUGUUAUCACAUUCGGCGUGGCGAUUGGUGACACUGCCACUGCAGAUCUGGAAACAAUUGCUACAGAUAUAAGUUUUGUCCAGUCAGCCUCUGAUGUCAGAGAAGUUGCAAACAUUGGUGACCAACUGCUUCCACUCAUUAACGGGGUGAUCCAGCGCACUAUUAUAGUUCAGAAUGAGUUCACAGAAGUUAUUCAGUCAAAAACAGUUGGAAAUCGAGACAUCAUUUUCCUUAUUGAUGGUACAAUGGGACCAGCAAACAUUAACAAUGUGCGGAAUUUCAUCAGAGAGUUUGUGGAAAGCAUGCCAAUUGGUCCAGAUCAAGUUCAAGUGGGUAUUGCACAGUUUUCUGCUUCCCCGAGAGUUGAGAUGGAUCUCAACACCCAUGGGACCAAGGAGAAAAUCAUUUCUGCUUUGAGUACUAUCAAACCAAGAUCAGCACAGGUAGUCAACAUCGGAGCAGCCUUGAACUUUGUCCGGGAAAGAAUGUUGCAGCCAGAGAAGGGCAGCCGUAUUCAGCAGGGUGUACCCCAGCUUGUAAUGUUGUUAAGCAGCAAAAGAUCCAGUGACAGCGUGGAAGAACCUGCAAGUGCCCUGAGGGAACUAGGUGUGUUGACCUUGGCUGCAGGCGCAAAGGCAGCUGAUGAGCAGCAGCUGAAGCAGAUUGCCAUUAGUGACGAUGCUGUGUUCUACGACAAGGAUAUACGACCACUGAUUAGAACCAAGAAAGAGAAAAUGAUAAGUGCUCUUUCUACUUUAGCUGGAGGAGUACCCACCACAACAGUGACGGAGGAAACCAUAGUGGAGACCACAAAAAUGGUCAGAGACAUUGUCUUUCUUGUGGAUGGCUCAAACUAUGUUGGAAGCAGUAAUUUGCCCUACGUGAGAGACUUUAUGAUCAAUACGAUCAACCAACUUGAUGUAGGUCCUGACAGGGUCCAGGUUGGUCUCCUGCAGUUUGCUGACCGUCCAAAAAUAGAAUUUUACCUGAACAACUACAGGACCAGGGAAGAGGUUGUAGAAAAAAUCUCUCAACUCAGGCUGACCGGAGGCUCAGCUGUGAAUACAGGAGCUGCCAUGAAUUAUGCCCUGGACAACAUGUUUCACUCAUCAAGGGGGUCACGCAGAAGGCAGGGAGUCCAGCAGGUGUUGGUUCUGAUCACAGGUGGUUCACCCCAAGAUCAGGUUAAAUCUGUGGCUGACAGGUUGGCUCUGGCUGGUGUUUUGACUUUCACCGUCAGUUCUGGACAAGCAGAUGAGGCCCUACUCCAGAGUGUUGCCUUUGUUCCAACUUUGGCUUUCCAUGCAAGAAGCUUCUCUGGUUUACCAGGCCUUGCUGAACAAAUCAUGCCAGAGUUGGUAACAGUGGUUGGCGAUACCGACGUGGCAGUAUUCCAAGAGGAAACUGUUGUUGGAGCUGAAAGAGAUGUUGCUUUCCUCAUUGAUGGCACAGAUCGAGUUCAAGCAGAUUUUGCCUACAUAAAGGAUUUUAUCAUUAAAGUAAUCGAACCACUUGACAUUGGAGAUGACAAGGUACGAGUUUCAGUGGUUCAACACAGUGAAAGGCCAACUCUAAGUUUUUACCUUAACACUUAUAAAACCAAAGAUGAAGUGAUAAGAGCUGUCCAAGGACUCAGAGUGACUGGUGGACGUAGUUUAAACACAGGAUCUGCUCUGAGAUUCAUGAAAGACACCAUCCUGUCUGGCACUUAUGGUGGUCGUGCUGCACAAAAUGUCCCUCAGUUUCUGAUUGUUUUGACUGGAGGCCGAUCUACGGAUAAUGUAAGGGAACCCGCUGGAGCACUGAAGACAGAUGGAGUUGUACCGUUUGGUGUUGGUGUCAAGGACGCAGACCCAAAGCAGAUUGAGGCCAUCUCGCACAACCCUUCUUUUGCCUUCAACGUUAAGGAAUUCAGUGAGCUCAGCACCAUACCGCAAAGACUGAAUAAUUAUGUGAGCCUACCAAGGGAAGAGUUAGAGGUCGUCCUACAGCAAGUUGACACACGGAGGGACAUAGUGUUUCUCCUUGAUGGGUCAGAUGACUCCAGAAAUGGUCUCCCAGCUAUUCGAGAGUUCGUCAGAAGAAUGGUUGAAGAGUUGGACGUUGGCGAAGAUAAGGUUCGAGUGGGCGUUAUACUGUAUAGUGAUGAUGCCUCAAUUUACUUCAACCUAAUAACUCACAGAUCCAAAAAAGCUAUUAUCUAUGCUGUAAGAAGUCUUCGACAUAAAGGAGGGAAAUCUCGCAAUACUGGAGCUGCUUUACAGUUUGUGCAAGACCAUGUUUUCACAACUUCAUCUGGGAGUAGACACCUGGAGGGAGUUCCUCAGAUUCUUUUUUUGCUCACUGGGGGAAAAUCCAAAGAUGAUGUUUCCAGAGCUGCAUUUGGACUAAAGCAAAUUGGUGUUAUGUCUUUUGCAAUUGGAAUGAAAAAUGCUGGACAAGAGGAACUUCAAAAAAUUGCCUUCUCCUCCAGAUAUGUUUUCAACUUGCCUUUCUUUGCUGAAAUUUUGUCCAUUCAGCCAGAUUUAGUAGCAUUUGUCCAGACAGAAAUAUCAGCUAAGCCUGCUACUGUUGUAGAAUCUCCUCAAAGAGACAUAGUAUUCCUUUUGGAUGGAUCGGAUAAUACACAAAGUGACUUCCCAGCAAUAAGGAGUUUUGUGGAACAAAUGGUAGAAACACUCACAGUUGAUGAGAACAGAGAUCGUAUUUCUGUGGUUCAGUAUAGCGGAGAUCCACAGACACAUUUCAAUUUGAACACCUACAUGGCAAAACAAGAUGUUCUCGGUGCAAUCCAACGUUUGAACCAUAAAGGAGGCAUAUCCCUCAACACUGGGGUAGCUCUUGACUAUGUAAGAAAAAAUGCUUUUGCCGAGUCCUCAGGUAGUCGGCAUCAACAAGGUGUCCCUCAGAUAUUGAUUCUGCUGAGCGAUGGAAGAUCUCAAGAUGAUGUUGCAAGUGCUGCUGCUGCUCUAAAACAGGAAAAAAUUGUUCCAGUCUGUGUGGGUACCAGUAAUGCAAACAUACUUGAGCUCCAAAUGAUUGCACAUGACCCUUCCUAUGCCUUCUCCAUAACUCAAUUUGAUGAUAUUGAGAGAAUGAAUGAUCAACUUGUGUCACUUCUAAAAAGGGUUCCUCGGCAGCAGCCAAGACAAAAAUCACAAAGCCCUUUAGCUCCUGCAGGUCAAAAUGAACCCAUUCAACGUGAUAUUGUGUUUUUACUGGAUUCCUCUGAUAAAAUGCAGAAAACCUUCAAUGUUGUUCUUGGCUUUGUUGGAAGAAUCAUGGAGACACUCAGUGUGGACAAAAACAAAGAUCGUGUUUCAGUAGUGCAGUACAGCAGAGAACCUUCUGUUGAUUUUCUCCUAAAUACAUACAACACAAAGCAAGAUGUUGCUGACAGUUUGCGAAGGUUGAGGCAUAAAGGAGGUGAACCCCUCAAUACUGGUGCAGCCCUGCAGUAUGUCAAGGAUAAUGUUUUAACAGCUUCCUCUGGAAGUAGGCACCAGCAAGGUGUCCCCCAGAUUUUGAUUCUUUUAAUUGGUGGACGUUCCAGUGAUGAUGUCAGAAAUGCUGCUGAAAACUUGAAUGAAAUGGGUGUAACAACUUUUGUGGUUGGAAUAGAUCAUGCAGACACCCUUGAGAUUCAGUCUAUUGCACAAAAAUCAGACCGUGCUUUCCAUGCAGCAGAUAUCAAUAAUCUAUCAGAUAUUGAACAACUAAUCAUUUCUACCAUGAAGGAGAUUAAAAACCCUGCCAUCAAACCACCAUCGCACGAUCCCAACGGAAGAGACAUUGUUUUUUUGCUUGAUGGUUCUGAUGAUUCUCAGCAAAAAUUCCCAGAUAUUAUUGACUUUGUAAAGAGGAUAACAAAGCAUCUAAACGUUGAUAUAAACAAAGAUCGCAUGGCUGUGGUCCAGUACAGUGACACUGCAGAGAUUAAUUUUAACUUGAGUCGUUAUUCAACAAAGAAUGAUAUUCUUAAAGCAGUAAAUGGUCUGAGACACAAAGGGGGUUAUCCUCACAACAUUGGAGCUGCUCUCCAGUACUUGAAGGAACAUGUAUAUACCCCUAUGUCUGGUAGUAGACGUCAGGAGGGAAUUCCACAGAUACUCAUACUACUGAUUGGUGGACGAUCUGCAGAUGACAUAAGAACCCCAGCCAGAAUGAUGAAGCAAAUUGGUGCCAUUUCAGUUGUAAUUGGGACAUCUGAUGCUGACACUCUAGAGCUACAGACAAUAGCUCAUGAACCCAAGUACGCACUCCCAGUUGCUGAAUAUGGGCAACUUCCUAGUGUUCAGGAAGAUGUGUUGGCAUUGAUAAGAGAGGCUUUGCACAGUGUAGAACAAAUUGCUCCCACAGCAGGUCUCGAUUCUAAGAAAAAUGAUGUAGUGUUUCUCAUUGAUGGAUCAUAUGACUCACUGAAUGGUUUUGAAGAAAUACGAAGCUUUAUUGAAAAAACUGUGGAAAGUUUAAAUUUGGGCAAUGAUAGAGACCAAGUGGCUGUUGUUCAGUACAGUCGUGAUGCCACUGUUAAUUUUUACUUGAAUUCUUAUUCUUCCAAGAAUGAUGUGCUCAAUUCCAUAAGAACAAUGAGACAUAAAUUUGGAAGACCACUGAACAUUGGAAAAGCACUGGAGUUUGUCAGAGACAACGUCUUUUCUGCUUCAGUUGGAGGCAGACGUGCAGACUUGGUCCCUCAAUAUCUGUAUGUUUUUAGUGGUGGAAGAUCUGGAGAUGAUGUCAGAGGACCAGCACAAUCACUCAAAGACAAUGGCAUCAAAACCUUUAGUAUUGGAACGGAGAAUGCUGAUACUUUGGAAAUGCAGACUAUCUCCUAUACACCAGCACAUUAUUUUUAUGUCACAAACUAUAAUAAUCUACAAAGCUUAGAUCCAUCAGUGGAAGCCAUGUUGAGGGGCACUAAAGAAACAACUGAAUUUUCAACUAUUGAUACAUCUGUGACAGCAGAAGCAGGAUUCCAGAGUGCUGAUAUUGUUUUUCUUCUUGAUGGAUCUGAUGAUAUGCAACCAAGUGAACAACAAGCUUUGGAAUUUGUCAGAGAGUUUGUCAAGCAAAUAGAAAUUGGGCCAAGAAAAGCACAAGUUGCUUUAAUCCAGUACAGCACAGAGCCCACAACUGAGUUUCUUCUAAACAAAUACUUAAUGAAAGAUGAUAUUAUUAAUCAUUUGGACAACAUGAAACUGAAAGGAGGGUCCACUGUGAACAUUGGUGUAGCCCUUGAUUAUGUGAAAAAUAAUGUCUUCACUGCUUCAUCUGGAAGCAGAGCACUGCAUGCAGUCCCACAGAUACUGAUACUCUUCAGUGGAAGAAAUUCAAAUGAUGAAAUCUUAGGUCCAUUAGAAAGGCUCCGAAAUGUGGGAAUUGUUCUUUUUGGCAUUGGUGUGAAUAAUGCUGAUAGGUUUGAGAUGGAACAAUUAGCUCCUACAGCAAUGUAUUUUAUAAAGAAUACUUCUGACUUUCCUCAUGUGAGAGAGCAGUUGCUGUCUGUCAUAUCCUCUCUCAAAAGUACUAUCACACCUCAUGUGGGUUCAAGCUCCAGCAUAAAACGAGAUAUUGUAUUUCUCAUUGAUGGAUCUGAUGAUGUCAGGAUGAGUUUCAGUGCCAUACGUGAAUUUGUUGCCAGAAUGGUUGCGAGCUUUGACCUGGACCAAAGAAAAGAUAAAGUUGCAGUUGUGCAGUAUAGCAACAAUGCUGAACUUAACUUUAAUCUGGAUACUUACGAAACAAAAGCUGAUGUCCUAAAGCACAUUACAAGUCUUAAACCCAAAGGUGGAAGGCCACAGUAUAUUGGGGCAGGACUGCAAUUUGUGAAGGAUAAUGUCUUUGUUCCAAAUGCUGGAAAUCGACAACAUGAAGGAGUCAAACAAAUACUUAUUGUAUUGGCUGGUGGAAGAUCAAGAGAUUCUCCAAGAGGACCAGCAAGUAUGCUUAAAACAGCAGGUGUCACUACAUUUGCAAUUGGAUCAAGAAUGUCCAAUUCAGCUGAGAUGGAAAUGAUUUCAUCAAACCCAAAUUUCAAAUACUCAGUCCCCGACUUUGUAAAUCUGCCACGAAUUCAGGAAAGUUUGAACAGUCACUUUACUAAAAUGGCAGUUGAAGGGGAAACAAUGGGAGUGGUCAGACAGCCAGCAGGAAGGGAUGUGGUGUUUUUGCUGGAUGGAUCUGAUGCUACUAGAAGUGGAUUCCCAGCUAUGAGAGACUUUGUCCAAAAACAAGUAGACACACUCAGUGUGGAUGAUGGCAAAGACCGUGUGUCGGUUGUUCAGUACAGCAGCGAUCCAGCCGUCCAGUUCUAUCUGAACACGUACACCACAAAAAGAGAGGUCCUUGACAGUGUCAGAGGUUUGAGGCACAAAGGCGGACGACCCCUCAACACUGGAGCAGCUCUCCGGUACUUGAGGAUAACUGUCUUCACGGCCUCUGCCGGAAGCAGGCGGCCAUCAGGAGUUCCGCAGGUCCUAAUAUUGAUCACUGGUGGAAGAUCAUUUGACAGUAUUGAUGAACCAGCCUCUGCUCUCAAACAGCUGGGUGUCUUGACCAUUGCAAUUGGAACCCGAGGCUCUGACCCCAGAGAACUUCAGACCAUAACUGGCGAGCCCAGUUAUGCCUAUCUGUGUCUGAACUUCACUGACCUACCCAAAGUGCAACAGCAACUUCAGUCCUCUCUGGAAGCUGCAGUUAUUGAAUUCACCCCAGAAUUACCAACCGUAAUUGCUGCAUCACAGGGCCCCAAGAAGGAUGUCGUGUUCCUCGUUGAUGGAUCUGAUGGCGUUGGAAGGGAAUUUCCAAUCAUCCAGGAGUUUAUCCGCAGGGUCGUCGAGAGUCUCAAUGUGGGCGAAAAUAAAAUCCGUGUUGGUGUGGUCCAGUAUGGUGACACUGCUCGGGCUAAUAUGUAUUUAAACACACAUACAACCAAAGAAGGUGUUUUGAAUGGCAUCAAGGGAAUGAGGAAGCAAGGUGGAACACAACGUAACCUGGGUCAGGCCUUACAGUUUCUUAAUCAGGAUAUUCUGACAGCAGCACGGGGUAGCAGAAAGCAGGAUGGUGUUCCACAAUUUGUUAUUGUUGUGUCUAGUGGGCCUUCUACAGAUGAUGUCCGUCGUGCAGCUUCUUCUCUUAAACAAUCUAGAGUUCUUCCAUUCAGCAUUGGGACCAGGGAUGUGAACCCCACAGAGCUGAGGGUGGUGUCGUAUAUCUCCAAUUACGCCCACGUAAUAGAUGACCUUCCUGGCCUGUACACAGUUCAAGAAGAAUUAAUCAACAAACUCACUGAGCUGUCAGAUGAUGACAUCAGCAGGUUGCGUCCAGAGUUCCCAACUUAUGAAGCACCAGUACCAUCUGUACCCACAGGAGGAGAAAAAAGGGAUGUUGUAUUUCUCAUUGAUGGCACAACAGCAGUGCGUAGUGAAUUCCCUUCCAUCCGUGAUAUGAUAGGAAGAGUUGUGGAGAAGCUGGAUGUAGGACUGGAUAAGGUCCGAGUUUCAGUGGUUCAGUACAGCGAUGAUCCAAAGAUAGAAUUUCUAUUGAAUGCACACUCAACAAAAAAUGAAGUGCUCCAGGCCGUGUCGAGACUUCGAAACAAAGGUGGAAAUAAUCUAAACACAGGACGUGCUCUCGAGUUUGUCGCCAGAAGAGUCUACCAGAGAUCAGGCGGAAGCCGUCUUGAGGAACGUGUGCCUCAAUUCCUCAUUCUAGUUACGGCUGGCAAAUCUACUGAUGAUGUAUCCAGCUCAGCCAAUGAACUCAAGAAAAGCCUGAUAGCACCUCUGGCCAUUGGUACAAGAAAUGCAGACCAAGAUGAACUGAGACAGAUUUCCAUGAAGCCAGAGCUUGUGUAUACAGUUGACAGCUUGAGAGAUUUUUCAAAGGUGGAAAAACAGCUUAUUGAUUCAGUCAAGAAAAUAUCCACCGAUGAUAUCACUGAAAUUUAUACUCGUGUCCCAGAAGUCAUUCUAGAUCUCGGGAAAAAGGACAUUAUUUUCCUAAUUGAUGGCUCAGAUAAUACAGAUUCUGAAGGGAUUGCUCACAUCCGUGACUUCAUCCUCAAAAUUGUUGAACAACUUGAUGUGCAGCCCGAUAAAAUUCGUGUCGCUCUUGUCCAGUAUGCAGACAAAGUUAAAACUGAAUUUUCGCUCAAUUCACACAACAACAAGGCAGCUGUUCUCUCUGCUAUCAGAAGACUCCGUCAGAUGGGUGGACGAUCGUCAGACCUGGCUGAUGCUAUUGAUCACGUUCUGCGCUUUGAGUUAAACUCUUUUGCUGGUGCUCGACCAACUGAGGCCUCCCAGCAUCUUGUGGUUCUCACAGGUGGACGUUCACCCCAAGAUGUUUCCCUCUAUGGACCUUUGCUCAAGACCUCCCGAGUUAACUGUAUUGGUAUUGGUGCUGAUCGUGCUGACACAAGGCAACUGAUGAGUAUUUCCAAGAGCUCCGCUGAUGUCAUUCAGGUUUCUAAGUUCUCAAACCUGCCAACAAUAAAGGACAAGUUUAUUAACAGGUUGAAUGUUGUUGAGGAUACAUCAGGAUAUGACACUCCAACACCAGGCCUGCCUCCAUCUAAAAAGGCUGAUAUAGUGUUUUUGGUGGAUGGCUCCAUUAAUGUGGGCCGUGAGGACUUCAAAGAAAUCAUGAUUUUUAUCAACAACUUAAUUGAUCUGUUCUUCACUGAGAGAGAUAACCUACAGAUUGGCUUGGCACAUUAUGCUGAAGAUGUCAAUGAUGGCUUUUACCUCAACACAUACAGUAACAGGGAUGAGAUGCUAAAUGCUCUUGGUCAAAUAGAGUACAAAGGUGGACGCAGACUGAACACCGGUGCAGCCCUUCGCACUAUUCAAGAUGUUUACUUUUCUAAACAAAGGGGCAGUAGGGCUGAUGAGGGCACUCCUCAAAUUCUUAUAACUGUCACUGGAGGAAACUCAGCUGAUGACAGUAAAUCAGCAGUGCUUGGCUUGAAGAAUAAAGGUGUAAGAGUCUUUGCAGUGGGAGUGGGCAACAUUCAGAAUGAGUUGGAAAACCUGGCAAGUGAACCUUCCAUGGUGGCUCGAGCAAGUACCGUUCAGGAACUCUCAGAGCUCAAUGAACAAAUCCUGGAAACUCUGGAUGAUGAAGUAAAAGGGAAGCUGUGUGUCGGUGCGAAAGAACUUGCUAAAACCUCCAAUAUAGAAGUGUUGGUCGGAUUUGAUGUGUCUGCCCAGAAUAUUUUCAGUUCUCAGACCAACCUCCAGAGCAAGAUGGAGGCUAUUUUGCAGAGGAUUUCCAAAAUGGCAUCCAUUAGCUGCUCCGAUGGGCAGAUUCCAUCUGUACAAGUGGGCAUGCUGGCCAUGGAUUCUGCUUCUGAGCCGGUCCAGCUGGACUUCACAACAAAUCCAGAUGAGUUAUUUGAGGCUUUCAGAGCCUUGCGGAGUCGUGGCCCCUUUGUUCUCAAUGGCAAGACCAUAUCAGCUUACACCAACAGAUUCAAAGUCAGACAGGAUGACACUGUCAAGGUUGUUAUUCAUCUGACUGAUGGUAUUGAUGCUCCAUAUGAUGAAAUGAAAAGGCGAGUUGAGGAGCUUCGGCUGUCAGGAGUGAACAGUUUCAUUCUGGUUGGGUUGGAGGGGGUACCCAAAUUGGAAGAGGCGUCGCUAUUAGAAUUUGGUCGUGGCUUCAGGUACACAAGACCCUUAAGACUGAAUAUCAUGGACUUGGACUAUGAGCUUCUGGAAGAACUGGACAACAUUGCAGAAAGAGAGAUCUGUGGAGUGCCAUGCAAAUGUACUGGCAACAGAGGAGACAGAGGAGGAGUUGGACAGCCUGGAUCUAAGGGUGGUCCAGGAUUGUCAGGAAGUCAAGGACAUCCUGGAGAUGAAGGUGGACCUGGGGAACGGGGUCCUCCUGGUGUGAAUGGAACCCAGGGUUUCCAAGGAUGUCCUGGCCAGAGAGGUAUCAAGGGGUCUCGUGGAUACUCAGGAGAAAAGGGUGAAGCUGGAGAACUUGGUCUUGAUGGCAUCAAUGGAGAAGAGGGCAAAAGUGGUGUGGCUGGGCCCCCUGGCGAAAGAGGAAACCCUGGCAGAAGAGGUCCCAAAGGUGCCAAAGGACAAACAGGAGACAUAGGACAACAGGGAAUCAGAGGAAACCCUGGAACAACUGGACAAGAUAACAACCAGGCAGGACCCAAAGGAGACCCUGGUGAUGCUGGACCAGCGGGAGAGCCUGGUCAGGAUGGAAGGAGGGGAGGCCCUGGUGAACCUGGAAGAAGGGGACCCAAUGGUAGAAGAGGUUCACUUGGACCAGCUGGAAAUGUUGGAGGCCCUGGAGCGCCUGGUGUGCAGGGAGAGUCUGGUAUUGAUGGACCAAGGGGUCCGCCUGGACCAAAUAGUGCACCAGGAGCAAGAGGAGAAGAUGGAAAUCCUGGACCUAGAGGUCCUGGAGGUACCCCAGGUCCUAGUGGAGAAAAAGGUAGAAGAGGACCUCUUGGUCGCAAGGGAGAGCCAGGAGAACCAGGACCUAAAGGUGAUGUUGGACCACCUGGCCCCUUUGGAGAGCCUGGUGAAGAUGGUAGAGAUGGUUUUGGUGUUCAAGGGCCUAAAGGAAGAAAGGGAGAUGAAGGAUUCCCAGGAUUCCCAGGUCCCAAGGGAGCAGCUGGAGACCCUGGCACCUCGGGUGGACCUGGAUCCAGAGGAAAUCGUGGACAGAGGGGAGUCUCUGGGGAUAUUGGUACACAGGGACAAAAGGGAGAAGUUGGAUAUCCUGGGCCAUAUGGUAUCAAGGGACAAAGAGGACAAGGAGCUGUGCAAUGUGACCUUGUCAGAAAGAUCAGAGACAAUUGUCCUUGCUGCUUUGGUAAGCAGGAAUGCCCACUCUACCCCACUGAGCUGGCUUUUGCCCUCGACAUCUCACAAGGCCUUGGCCGUCCAGUCUUCAACAACAUGCGUGACACAGUCCUAAACAUAGUCAGAAAAAUUACAAUCGCUGAAAGUAACUGUCCAAGAGGAGCUCGUGUUGCUUUGACCCUGUAUAACAACGAAGUCACCACUGAGGUCCGGUUUGCUGAUGCCAUGAAGAAACGUGCCCUGGAGGAACACAUUGAAGGACUUCAGAUCCCACAGACAAGAAAGCCCCGCAGCUUGGAAACAGCCAUGAACUUUGUGGCCCAGAACACUUUCAAGAGGAUACGCAGUGGCUUCCUCAUAAGGAAGGUGGCCAUCUUCUUUGUAGGUGAUCAAGUUGGUCGGCCACAAGCAAUUACUCGUGCAGCCCUCCGCCUUCACAACGCUGGAAUUGCCACUUUGCUGCUGGUCAGACAGGAGGACAGAGCACUCUCCAGAGCGGUGCAGGCCAACAACACAGCACUGGCCCAGGUCAUUGUCCUUCCCAACGCUAAUAGUCCACAGUACAAUUCAGUCAUCCAGAAGGUUAUGAACUGCCAUGUCUGCCUGGAUUUCUGCUCUCCGGACCAAAUCUGUGACUAUGUUCCCCCAACGGCUGGCCGAGAUAGGAGAUCUUUCACCUCAGAUGUCGACAUUGACAUUGCUUUUGUCAUGGACAGCUCUGAGUCUACCUACCCAACUGUCUUUGCCGAGAUUAAACACUAUAUAUCUUACAUGGUAGAGCAUCUUCAUGUGUCUUCAAAUCCCACAUCAUCUGGUAACCACGCCAGAGUGUCUGUGAUUCAGCAAGCACCUUAUGAGUUCCUAAAUAACAAAUCUGGGUCCCCCCUUCAUGUUGACAUUGGCUUGACUGAACACACUUCAGCACAAGAUAUUAUCAAAUUCCUGGUAGAGAAAACACCCCAGCUGGAAGGUGGCCGGGCACUCGCAGAGGCAAUUGAAAGGACGGUGGAUCAAGUGUUUGAGAAGGCACCUGUACAACGUGACAAAAAGGUACUCAUACUGUUUGUGACAGGAAGUGUGGAACAAGACCAGGAGCAGCUGAUACGCAUUGCCACUGAGGUCAAGUGCAGGGGCUACUUCCUCGUCAUCUUUGGUGUAGGUGAAACAUUGAGUGCUAAGGAUGCAAGUGUCUUGUCAAACAUGGCCAGCGAGCCUUCAGAUGUCUUCUUCAAGCAGCUGAAGAGUAGCUCAGACUUUUAUGACAGAAAUAUCCAGACCUUUGGCCAGCUACUGCCCAAGUAUAUCAGUAUUGAAAAUGCUUUCCACAUGUCCCCUGAAGUCUCCAAAAACUGCAAGUGGUUUCAGAAUGACCAGCCACUAAAAAACCCCUUCACACCAUCACAGGAAGUGGAGAAACACCAGAAGCAUCAUGAAAAUCACCAAGCAGUUCAUGAAAGAAAGCACAAGGAUGCAGAGGAGCUGCACGUCUCUAAUGUCACCUCCAGCAGCUUGAAAUUGCGUUGGAGCAGGCCAGAUGCAAAGCUCUUUGUUUACUUUGAGGUUGUUGUGGUGAGGCUCCAUGACCAUGCACUGGUGCUGAAGACCAAUGUGUCGGGUACAGAGCUUGCUGUGGACAACUUGGAAAGUGCUCAAAUGUAUCAGGCUGUAGUCACAGCUUACACAGCCGAGGGCCAAAUUGUCUCUACUCUCAAAGGCGUCAUUACUACAAAAGCAGCUGAGCAUAAGCUUGCCAGCCAAAACACAAGUACUCCAAAUACCACACCCCUGGACAAACCAGAAACUGUUAAUGAAUUGGCAGGCCCAUGCUCGCUUGACUAUGACCCUGGAAUGCCCUGCAAAGACUAUGAGGCUAAGUGGUUCUUUGACAGAAAGAAUGGGUUCUGUGUACAAUUCUGGUAUGGAGGUUGUGGAGGGAAUGGAAAUAGGUUCGACAGUGAGGCCCUCUGCUUGAAAAACUGCGUGAGGUCAGGUAAGUGCAGAGUGGGAGAGCCUCAGCCAAUGGUGAAGCAAGUUGAACAGGUGGAGGUCCUCCCAGAUCCUGCUGCUUUUACAGCUGUGGACAUUUGCCAGCUUCCACAAGAAGAAGGUACUUGUGCCAAAUUUGUUCUCAAGUGGCACUACGAUGCUGCCAACAAGAGCUGCAUGCGCUUCUGGUACGGUGGCUGUGGUGGAAACCAGAAUCGCUUCGACACUUACGAGCAGUGUGUGAAGGCUUGUGGAAAACCAGAACCAGUGAACCAAAGAGUCAUUGCUACAAUAAAAACAUAGGACGAAAGUCACAGACAUGGCCAGCUCUUACCUCUAUUUAGCAGAUUCUGAGGAGAACCAUCCAAAAUGGCCAUAAAGUAAUGGUGGCUGCACUGGAUUCCACAAACAUGGACUUUAUCCCCCAACUCUUGAAGUAGUCUUUCACAACAAGAAGGAAGCAACACAAUUUGCUGCAUGAUUUGUUUUAACCUACUGGUGCUACAUGAUAUGUUUGUUUUACAGGAGUUAUUUAGUGGAUUUGGUUUUGUAAAAUCACGUUCUCUUGAACGAUCACAGUUUUCAUAUUUUUUAAAAUGCAGUUUUAUGAUUAAACAAGAAACAUGUUUGAAUAUCUUGGACAGAGAUUAGCAAUGACUCAGUACAUGAAGGAUUUUAAAGCAGUAAUCUUUUUUUAUAUUGUGGUUAAGUCUUCUUUUUACAUUCCAGAUUCACAUAGCAGCAUUGUUUUUUUUUUAAACUCACUUCAUCCCUGUGGAUUAUUUCACUAUUUCACUGUCACCAAAUCCACAGCAAUGUUUACACGAGUCUAGUGUGGCAGCGUGUGUGUAUGUAAAGACAGCGACCAACUGCUGGGAUGCCAACUUUAAUGUAAUGUUUAGUGCACUUCUGGAUCCGUUGCCUCAAACACAAGAUUUCCAGCUAUUGAGAAACAGAAUGUACUUUUCAAGCUGUUUUUAUUUUUCAUUUCAUUUUGGAUUUGCAGCAAGUUAUGUUCCAUGUGGGAAAGGGUGAAAUAAAAAUGAAUUAGACUUUCUGAUAAA